Molecule: messenger RNA, 412 nt
Organism: Spirometra erinaceieuropaei
Lineage: Eukaryota; Metazoa; Platyhelminthes; Cestoda; Diphyllobothriidea; Diphyllobothriidae
Source: the annotation of a GenBank genome assembly
AUGCAUCACUGCAGCAGCUCAGGAGACUUCAAGGCUCGUUUGCAUCCUCACGUGAAUGCCUAAAGCAGUUUUCGGACGAAAAUCGUGACAAAACCAUACUGGUCCCUCUGACAUCCACCUUGUGCGUUCCUGGAAAACUUGUAGAACCCACACACGUACUCAUCGAUAUUGGAACUGGAUAUUUUGCAGAUGUGGUAUGUUACAAUCCAUGCGCGCCUUCAUGAUGGUUCUUUAGGAAGCCAAAGAUGCCGCGAAACACUUUACGAGGCGCAUCGACUUUAUCGAUAAGCAAAUCGAAAAAAUUGCUCCAGUGUUGGCCCAGAAGUCACAAGAACACAAAAGCCUGUCGGCGGUCCUCGAAGCGAAAAUGCAAGCCGUCAUGAAAGCCCAAACAGCCAAAUCCUGCACAUAG